Messenger RNA from Effrenium voratum, 1294 nucleotides. The record is from the annotation of a GenBank genome assembly. NCBI's taxonomy places the organism in Eukaryota, Dinophyceae, Suessiales, Symbiodiniaceae.
UUGGCUCAAGGCGGGCUCAAGCAAGCCCUGCAAGCCUGAAUGAGGUUACAUGGAAAGGACACUUCCAACACUACACAUUGUGAUUGUGCGGGCUAGCAUGAUUUAGCAUCGACUGAGCUUCCAGUUGGUGCUGAGCUGGUUGUCAAAAGCACAACAUUCAUUAGGUGCGUGCAGGUCUGUCCUUGAGGUCAAUGCUGCUCAAAGCUCCUGCGCUGUCUGUAGUUCCACUCCUGGCUCCUGGGGAUUGUUGUGCACUGGCAGCAGCCAGCAAGCCAUGCAAGUCAAUCUUCGACGAGGACAGGAUAUGGGCUGAACUUUUGGUGGAUCACUUCAGUGCCGGUCUGCUUCUGUACCGAGACGCUGCACUUGCUUCAAGUACCCCUCAGGUCCAAGCCUCGGGCAGAGAUGGCCGGGAGGAGCUCCUGGCACUUUGCGAAGGCGGAGCCCGCCAGGCCUACAAGCAGCUGGUGGCUGUGGAUUGCGAGCCCUUCGUCUUGCAGCCACGAGCGCGCCUGAUCUUGGAGAUUCACGAGCUCCGAGAUUGGAACAGGCAUUCGCGAACCCUCCUCAGUAUGCGGCAGGCAGAGCGUAUCUCAACAGUGUUGGCCAACCAUGAUGCAGCAACGAGGCUGAGAGAUGCGAUGCUUCCAGAGACCUUGGAACUCAUCGCGUUGCAGGCCGUGGCUGCUGGAGGCCGUGGAACUUGUGACCAACUUGGCUGUGACGAACCUCACCUCGCAGGUGACCUGUCUCUGCCUGCGAAGAAGCUCCAGGAGGGCAUGGCGCGGACAAAAAUACAGCAAUUCUUUGAGAAGAGCAUGGCUUUGACAUUGCGCAUUCUCCCAACAUGACCUCAGCUCUGUUCUUUCCUUGACGAAAACAACAGCUUGGGUUACAUCCUCGCACGCACCUCAGCUGGGGUCACGACGGCCAAUUGAGCUACUACCAAGAACAACACCUUUUCUCAGAGGAUGCCUAUGGCUUGCCGUGUUCGAGGCCUGGGGCGAGGGCGUGGAGGAGUCUUUAUUGCAGGAGCUCAUGUUGGUGCUUUGCGAGCAUGACUUUUUUGACCACGGAAGUCUCUACCUCGCUUUGUCGCGCAGAUUCUGGAACGUCGUGCGAAGCAACGGCGCAACUGGUUUCGGAAGCAGCGCGAGUUUCUCAUGCAGGAAGCCGGUUCGCGGCGCUGAGUUUCUCUUUCACAUUGGCAUUCACGCUUCAGCCAUAGGUGUCCUUGUCAGGUUAGUUUGGUCAGAAAUGGAUGGCACUGUUUUAGAUUGGUCUUACAUUUACC